CGUCCUGCCCAUCUCAGGUGGUAACUUUACCUGGAUCACCUGCUGACCCCAAAAUCUUACUCCACUCCAAUCACUCCCCAUUCCAAAACCCGACGAGCCCCUGCAAAUCUCACCCCGCCCGCUCCACCACUCCUCCAAUGGCGCUCCGCCUCGGCUGCCUCCGGCCCCAGCACCGCACCGGCGCCAUCCAUCUCGCCGCGGCGCUGUGCGCGCUCCUGCUCGCGCUGGCGCCCGCCUCGGGCGCCACCUACGUGCCGCUGCUGGGCAUCAACUACGGCCGGGUGGGGAACAACCUCCCGCCGCCACAGGCCGCGCUACCCCUCCUCCGCAACCUCGGCAUUUCCCGCGUGCGACUCUACGACCCGGACCCGGCCACGCUGCGCGCCUUCGCUCGCACCGGCAUCGAGCUCUACGUCGGCGUCCCGGACCAGGCCCUCGCCACGGUCGCCGACCCGGCGGGCGCCACCGCGUGGCUCAAGUCCAACAUCCUCCCCUCCCUCCCGGACACCAAGAUCGUCGCCCUCACCGUCGGCAACGAGGUGCUCACGGGCAACGACACGGCCCUCAUCCGCAACCUGCUCCCCGCGAUGCAGGCCCUCCACGACGCGCUCGCCGCGGCCAACCUCGACAAGCAGAUCGCCGUCACCACCGCGCACAACCUCGGCAUCCUCGGGACCUCCUACCCGCCCUCCGCCGGCGCCUUCCGCAAGGACCUCCUCCCGGUGCUCUGCCCCAUCCUCGACUUCCACGCCCGGACCGCCUCCCCCUUCCUCGUCAACGCCUACCCCUACUUCGCCUACUCCGACGACCCCAAGGGCAUCCACCUCGACUACGCGCUCCUCGAGCCCUCCUACCCCGGCGUCCCCGACGCCAACACGGGCCUCCACUACCCCAACCUCCUCGUCGCGCAGGUCGACGCCGCCUACCACGCCAUCGCCGCCGCCAACAGCGCCGCCGCGCGGACCGUCGAGAUCCGGGUCUCCGAGACCGGCUGGCCCUCCGCGGGCGACGCCGCCGAGAAGGACGCCGCCACCCCGCAGAACGCCGCGCGCUACAACAGCAACCUCAUGCGCCUCGUCGCGCAGUGGAAGGGCACCCCGCUCAAGCCCGCCGUCCCGCUACGCGUCUACGUCUUCGCGCUCUACAACGAGAACACCAAGCCCGGCCCGGCGUCGGAGCGACACUACGGACUCUUCAACCCCGACAGCACGCCCGUCUACCAGCUCACCUAUAUCCCCGCGCACGUCCCCGGCGGCGGCGGCGCUGGAGACAACACCACCGGCGGAGACAACGGCUACUACGACAUCUCCGCUGCGGCGCCACAACCCACGGGUCGGUGGUGGACAUGGGCGCAAGCUGCUGUGGCAGGAGGUGUCGCUCUCCUGAUGCGUGCAGUCUGAGGUACUGAGAUCAUCAUCAUCAUCCAAUGUGUCACUCUCUCGUCUUAAUGGCUGAGAUUUGAGGUAGGUAGAUAGGAUGGAAUGGAAACAGCUCUGGAGCAACGGUGCUAAUGAUCGUGAUCUUGUCAAUGGCGCUCCUUUGUUGCUGUGAUUGCCGAGACCGAGAUGUGGGUAAGCUAAUUACAUGCUUCAUUUGGUGGCAUCCAAGCUAGAUGCCGUAGAAAAUUGUUGAUCCCUUGUGAGUAACAUUGACCGAAUUCAUUGUGGUGUAAUUGCCUUUUGGGAAAGCUCUCUAAAGUAGAACUCCUAUCUACAAAUGUACUGUUGCUUUGUGAGCGGCAUAUGCCCCAUUUCCAAAUAAAUGAAGAAAUUCGAAUGCAUCAA
Lolium perenne is the source of this 1784-nucleotide messenger RNA. RefSeq names its product glucan endo-1,3-beta-glucosidase 14. The record is from RefSeq and is a predicted model, not a curated record. Gene Ontology annotation, biological process: carbohydrate metabolic process. NCBI's taxonomy places the organism in Eukaryota, Viridiplantae, Streptophyta, Magnoliopsida, Poales, Poaceae. Gene Ontology annotation, molecular function: hydrolase activity, hydrolyzing O-glycosyl compounds.